Molecule: messenger RNA, 4827 nt
Organism: Blepharisma stoltei
Lineage: Eukaryota; Ciliophora; Heterotrichea; Heterotrichida; Blepharismidae
Source: the annotation of a GenBank genome assembly
AUGGAACAGAUUCCAACCAAACGCCCUCAUUCAAAUUCUGACUCAGAUUCUUCCCAGUCCCCGCAACAAUCAAAUCAGGCAUCAUCCCCUCAAGAAAGUCCUAACUCUCUCGACAUCUCUUCUCCUCAACGACGUCGCUACUCUCGUCGGACCCGUCAGAAAAACAUUCUGACGAGGCAUUCUUAUUCGAUUCCUCCCAAAUCUCAGUCCAAAACGAAGAAAGCCAAACUUUCCGACUCUCAAGAUAGCAGUGAAGACCACCCAAGCCAGCCAAUGUAUCAGUCUCAUGGGAUGUCGCUUUACACUUCGAUUCACCCCAGCUUUCAGGCAUUAUUAUCAGGCUUAGAAGCUUCAGACGACAUACAGAUACUCCAAUCUUUGACUCAGCUGUCUAUGGACCUUGCCAUGAUACAUGAAGACCUCUUGUCAAAUCUUCCAGUUGAACAAUUAGUAAACGCAUUAAUUACUUGCCUAAGUAAAGAUACGCUGCAAGACAUCCCGCUUUAUGCAAUGAACUCACUUACGAAUAUCCUGGACGCAAUCCCGAAUAUUGCAGGACUCAUUGUCGCGAGUGGAGGAAUUGGAAUUUUAUGCUCAAAGCUGAUGAAUUUCGAAUUUAUAGAUAUGGCUGAACACGCUAUCAAAACCCUUGAAAAAAUGUCUUAUGAGCAUGCCGCAGCGAUUAUUAAAGAAGGCGCUUUUGGGCUUAUGAUUGGGACAAUUGAUUUCUUUGAAGCAGAAAUCCAGAAAAAAAUUUUGACUUUUGCGAUUAAUGUGGCGAGAACUUUGAAUUCGCAAGAUCAUUUUAUACAAUAUGUAGCACCCAGCUUGCAAAGUCUGGUGAAUAUGUUGGGAUUUAGAGGAACCGAUUUUGUGCAGCAGAAUGAAAAAACUUUGGAUUUUUUUACAAUUUUGACGACAAGUUUAAUAAGGAUGUGUUGUACUGAUUAUGAAAAACUGAGGUAUUUUUUGCAAAUUAUGAUAGACCAAGGCUUGAUAAAGGCUCUUUAUGAAAUAGUGAAUCAUGUCCCGGGCUUAGUUUCAAAAGCUUUUAAGCUGCUCCAUAUUUUAUGUAAAAACGCUUCUUCAGCAACUCAGAUGCUGCUGUCGCUUGGAAUUAGCUGCAGCUUAAAAGAAACAUUAUUGAAAUGACAAGAAAAAAAUGAAAAAUCAGAAAAUUCUAUCAUGGAAGCUUUACAUUUGACUGAAACAAUAAUUCCUAAAGUGAAUUCAGAUGAUAUCAUAGAAAAAGAAAAAAUUGAAAUUUUUGCAAGGCACCCACAAUAUUUGCAGACUCUUGGAGAUACGAUUUUGCCUCAGAUUAUAUCGCUUUAUGAGCAUUUUGCUAGCAAAGAAAUGAAAAGCUUAGUUAUCACGAUUUUAGAUAAAAUUUUAGAGCAGUCCCCACCAGAUUUAAUGCUAACUUAUGUAGCUCCCCAAUACUUCUCGACCUUUAUAGCUGAGCUUUUAUCCUCUCGUGAUCUCUAUACCAUCAAAAACGCCCUCAAAAUUGUCAACGUCCUCUACGAAAAAAUCCCAGACCAGGUCUCCACAAAUUUCAUACGAGAAGGUGUCCUUGACCGAGUCCAAAAUUUAAAAAGUGCAGAAAAACUCAGAGAACUCAGUGCAGACUGAAGAAAUCUGUAUACAGAAAGGGUCAACCGAGCAAGAGAAGAAUCAAGAUAUGCUGACCCUUUAAUGAUGUUUAGGUUUUCCCAUGGGCUAGAAAGAUCUUAUUCAGUCCACGAAGACCCUUCAGAAGGCUUAAGCUUACGAAGAUACAGAUCAGAAAGCAUGGAUAUUACGCAUGACCAAAAAAAAGACAUCAUUUCCUUAUGCAAGUCAGCUUUAGAUAAAAGUAAAAAUUAUGAAAAUAAAAGAGCAGUUAAUAAGCAAAAACAAUUAAAAGAGCUCGCAAAUAAAUUGGAGAAUGGGGAUGGGGAAAGUGCUGCUGAAAUUUGAAGGAAAUUGAUUAUGCUGAUAGAAAGUGAUGAAGCUAUAAGCCAGUUUGAAAUUAGCUAUUCAGGGCUUCCAGAAGCUAUUUGAAAAUGAUUAGAGUUGCCUGAAAUGAGAGAUGAAGCAAAAAAUAGUGUUUGUUUAAAAAGGCUAGAAGAGUUUUUAAGAGUAUUUUUUGAAAGUAGCAGCAAAAAUGAAACCCAUAUAGCAAGCUUUAUUACACUGCUAUUAGGAGCUGUACAGUUUUUGCAUGGAUUUACAGUAAGCCCACCUGAUAAUAGUUUGACUACUUUAUCUGGAAUUAGAUCUCUAAGCCAGAGGGUAAGGCUGCAUUUUCAGUAUUGUCCUGAUGAAAUAGAUCCUGUAGCAUUUUAUGAUUUAUCGACUGAAUACUUGACUAGACAUAACUUUUUCUCCACCACAAAUGACUUUAGCAUUGCAAUCGAGCAGUUCAACACUUUUGACUCAGUAAAAUCUCUCUUACUCAGAGUAAGAUCAAAAGAAGAUUUACUUUAUUUCCAAGAAGCGUUUCACCACAAUAUUGACUUCAGAAGAGAAAACCCUUCAAAUUUAAGGCGGCAAAUAAGAGAUCUUCAGUUCGGCACAGUCACAAAUCCUAUGGUUCUUGAUAUGGACAUUGAUAAUGACCUAGAAGAAUUCAAUACUGAAAUUGUAAUGCCUAGAGAACGAAAAGCCAGCGAAAUCAAUGGAAAUUUGGUAGUUAAUUUGUAUUGAAAAGGAAAUGAAAUCACUAAAGGUAUGACAGUUUUUGAAAUCAUAAAUAGGCAGGAUAAUAGUGAUGAGCCAAUUAUUAAGUUUAGGUUUUCUAAGUCUGCAUUGACAAUUAAAGGUAGCAGCUAUUUGCAAACGCCAAUAGAAAUUUAUCAUAAUAUUUUAUAUACAUAAAAAUGGUGACGACAGACCACCCGACCUCUCGACCCUAUUUCUUCAACACCAGCAGGCAACGGCCCAGUGUUGGAGAUUUAGGUGGAAACCGGCCGGUAAUCCUUUAUGUAUAGUCGGGCUGGGUUUUCUUUGAGCCCGAGGAGCUAAUUCUCGGACUUGGAGUUUUUCCUCCGGUACAACCAUUGGAAAGGGCAAGGUCGGCAAUGUUUGAGGGCAAUAUGACCCUCAGACCCAGAAGACGGUAUUUGCCCAACGAGAAACUGGGAGUUUCGACCCAGGUGGUUGGCCCUAGACUCCAGAAGCCAUGGAAGUCAAGACUGGUCGUGCGAAUCCCUUGUUUGAGGCAACAAGGAGGGUGUCCGCCGAGGCUCCUCAGGGCGAUGAGCGUGUAGGGGUGAGAAUCUCCGGCCCUGCAAGGCAAACGGCUUAAUCUAAUCUAAUCAUAAUAUUUUAGAGGAAAGCCAGCUUAUUGGUAUAGACUCUUCAGAAAAAAUCUACCCAUGUCUUCGGCUAUUAAAGCUUAUUUUCAAGCUAAAUGAGCAGUUUCCACAAAUAAUAUCAACGUCCUCGCUUUUAUUUCCUUCAAUUUCUGAUUCUUUGAAGCUUUCUAAGGUGCAAUCCCAGUCUUUUAAAAGCCAAAAACUUUCAGCAUUAUUGACUCGGCAAUUACAAGACUCAAUUUCUACUACUUCAAAAAACCAAAUAUUGACACUCCCUAAACAGUGCAAUUUUUUAUUUCCUUAUACCUUAAGAACUGAAUAUAUUCAAGCCACUGGCUUUGGCGGGUUCAGAAGUUUACAAUAUUUCUUAGACAGGAACCAAAACAAGGAAAGAUUUCGAGUCCAAAAACAGAAGCAAAAAGUAAAAAUCCAAAGGGAAAAACUCCUGCAAAGUGCAAUGGUAAUUAUGAGUGAUAUUAGGCUGCUUAAGCAAGGAAUAUUAGAAAUAGAAUUUGAAAAUGAAAUAGGGACAGGCCAAGGGCCAACUUUAGAGUUUUACAGUUUAGUUGCAAAAGAAAUCAAGGCCCUUAACAUUUGAAGAAACCAAGGAGAAGAGUCAGGACUUUUUCCAUGCCCUCUUAAAGCUUCUGAUGAAAGGUAUAGAGAUUAUUUUACAUUUUUAGGUAGAUUUGUCGCAAAAGCGCUUAUUGAUAAAAGGUAUAUUGACAUCCCGCUGAGUCCUAUUUUUUGGAAAUUGGUGCUAAAUGAGCCAAUAACGCUUGCUGACGUAUUUUUAGUUGAUAAAAAUUUAGGUAAAUUUUUGUUGGAGCUGCAAGAAAUACUCAAUAAAAAGCAUAACUUAAUUUCGCAGAAAAAGGCUCCACAAGUGAAUUUUAGAGGGUCUGCUAUUGAAGAUCUUGCGCUCAAUUUUACACUUCCAAGCUAUGAUUUUAUUGGUUUAAAGAGAAACGGUAAAAAUAUUUUUGUAACUUUAGAUAAUUUAGAAGAAUAUAUCAGCCUCGCUGCCCAAAACACGCUGCUAAUGAACGCCCAAGCUCAAGCAUUCCGAAUAGGACUUGAGUCUUUGUUUCCUAGUGACACUCUCAAAACCUUUAUGGGAAGUGAGUUUGAAACCCUCAUUUGUGGAGAAGCGGACGAGAAAUGGGACAUUGAAGAGCUGAAGCUAAACAUCAAGCCUGACCAUGGCUAUACCAGCACGUCUCCUACCUUUAAAAACCUUCUUUACCUCAUGUCACAGUUCACCUUCAAAGAAAAACGACUUUUCAUGCAAUUUAUCAGUGGAUCUCCAAGGCUACCUCCAGGAGGUUUUUCUGGGCUGAACCCUAAGCUAACUGUUGUCAGAAAAGAAGCAAGCAUGCCAGGGAUUUCUGAUGAUGAGUACUUGCCGUCUGUUAUGACUUGCCAAAAUUAUUUGAAAAUCCCGGAUUACUCGUCGCUAGAAAUCUUGCAGAAAAACCUGAAAUAUGCGAUUGAGGAAGGACAUGAAGCAUUUCAUCUUUCAUAA